AUGACUGAUUUGAUCUCGAUUUUGCCUCCCGAAUCAUUCAGUACAUCUUCUCGUUUAUCGGACAGCGGGCUGUGUCGAAUGUGUGAAAUCGCCUGUGGUCUUUCUGAUAUUCAUUGCUGGGAUGUCUUGGCACGCAACCAAUUCACACAGCUGACAAGUUUGGGGUUGACGGACAUCACUGGUAUGUCAAGCGAAGAUUGGUCCCAGAUUUUGCUCAUGCAGCAACAAAAUGAGAUCUUGGAAGUUGGAAAUCGCGCUGGAAUAACGCAGUAUCUGAACAGCAUUAUCGCAACCAUCGUAAUAGUGUCGACGACUUUCUCACAGAGGCAGGAUGGAUUGUGUGGGCACAACGACUUGAGGAAACCAAAAUACUGAAUCUGGAACUGACAGCCGUGAAAGGUGUUACUGGUGCUGUCCUUGAGCAUUUUGAACAAGUCGAAAGCUCGGUGCUAUUGCGUGUUUCACGGAUCUAUAGUCUCACCAAUGCAGGCAUCAAUGCUUUUCGUAUCAUUGAAGGAUCUAGUAAAAAGAUUGAAGUCGUGGGGUGUUCAGGAUUAUCUCGGACAGAUGAUCUUCGUAUGCCAUACAACAUAUUUUUAAUAAUUGAGUACCAUUGCGGUGAUAUUUGCAGUCUGGCUUGUACUUUUAUUUAUAAU
Molecule: messenger RNA, 656 nt
Organism: Zychaea mexicana
Lineage: Eukaryota; Fungi; Mucoromycota; Mucoromycetes; Mucorales; Lichtheimiaceae
Exons: 3
Coding region: 1-375 (124 amino acids)
Source: RefSeq, a predicted model, not a curated record